UUGCAAAGGCGGGAAAUUCUCCUACAUACCUCUCUGAAGGUAAAGCGCGAUUCCUUUCCCACUAUAGCGACUAAUCUCGCCUCGGUUUCUCCAUGGGCUGUGCAUUGUGUGACAGAGCGUGUGGCUCGAGGAGACAUUGUUUCUGCAAACAACGAGGAUGAGAAAUGUGUACUGCGUCUAAUGAAAGAAGUGCAAGUCAUAACCUCACAUGUUAGAGGAUCUUCGCAUGCAAGAUUAAACAUGCGUAACGAAAUCCGCGGACUAAUGUGUGAACGAGGCCUGCCGAGUUUCUAUGUCACGAUAAAUCCGGCUGAUGUCUAUAAUCCACUUGUU
Messenger RNA from Suillus clintonianus, 333 nucleotides. RefSeq lists its product as uncharacterized. The record is from RefSeq and is a predicted model, not a curated record. NCBI's taxonomy places the organism in Eukaryota, Fungi, Basidiomycota, Agaricomycetes, Boletales, Suillaceae. The annotation marks the transcript as partial. The transcript has a single exon.